Messenger RNA from Polypterus senegalus (gray bichir), 2975 nucleotides. Its product is annotated as NUAK family SNF1-like kinase 1. NCBI's taxonomy places the organism in Eukaryota, Metazoa, Chordata, Cladistia, Polypteriformes, Polypteridae. Gene Ontology annotation, cellular component: cytoplasm. Gene Ontology annotation, molecular function: ATP binding; protein serine/threonine kinase activity; tau-protein kinase activity. Gene Ontology annotation, biological process: microtubule cytoskeleton organization; intracellular signal transduction; protein phosphorylation. The transcript has 7 exons. The record is from RefSeq and is a predicted model, not a curated record. The coding region runs from base 852 to 2753 and encodes 633 amino acids.
GAUAGACAUUAGCGAAACGCGCUAAUUGCCAUUUAGCGUUGUGCUACCCGUGUGGACUCCGCCCCUUGCGGCUCCGCCCUCUCGGCGGCUUGCUGAAGGAGCCUAAUUAACGGGUUUGUACAGAUAACGGGACAGCGGACAAAGUGCCGGGUUUCAUACAUAUAUGCAACCAGAAAGGAAAGCAGCAUUCCACGGACACAAAAGCCGCAGAUACAGGGAGGAGUAAAGGUGAUUUGUGGAAAAGAGACAUGCUAUGAACGGAUAACAUUUGGGGCAACACAGGUCAUUUUUCAUUGAAGCCUCAGCUGCGCGUUUACUCCACAGCUGACAUUCCGCCCUUCGCUUCCCAUCUUGAGCUCUUCAGGGAGAUUUGAUCUCUAAAUGAAACAGAAUUAGCGGGCGCCAGCCUUUGCUCCGGAGGAGCGGCAAGCACUUGUGCUCCUCGUGAAGAGGACGUGAAGACGCAAAGCCCGUGUGAGCAAAGCGUUUCAGCUUCGUCCAGCGCCCACGCCAAAAACUGACAGCCUUCAUUCUUCGAAACAGCGGAGAACUCAAAACGGUGACAGCGUGGCGGAAAUCCUUCUCUCUGUGUUUUGCCAAAGUUUUUUUUUAGGUGUACUUUAUUUAUGUCUUUCGACCCUUUAAAAUUAUGGAUCUGGAGAGCAAGCAGUGAUUUGGGAAGUUUAAAACCACAAGAAAAGAAGAAUCAGAAAGUGAAAUGCGACCCGGGACGAGCUGAGUAGUUGUCUCCGAUGCCCUGCACGCGAUUCCUUUGAAGUUGAACAUCUGGCACCUGCAAGCUUUUCACUCCUCCACCGUAUCCCUCCCUGCUGCUCCAGACAUUGUGCUAGAUGACAGGCGUCACCUGGAUAGGCGGUGAGGGUGACAGCUGCGGGAGCGCAUCGGACUCCAGCCGCAACAUCUCCGCCACCUGCGAUGAGAGCGGCUCCUUGGGCUGGGAACGCCGAGCCGGCGCAGGCGGCGUCAGGAGGCAUCACCACAAGCACAACCUCAAGCACCGCUACGAGGUCCUCGAGACGCUGGGCAAGGGAACCUACGGGAAGGUCAAGAAAGCGGUGGAAAGGAGCACCGGAAAAACGGUUGCCAUAAAAUCCAUACGCAAGGACCGCAUCACUGAUGACUUGGACAGAGUGCACAUUCAAAGAGAGAUUGAAAUCAUGUCAUCCCUCAGGCACCCUAACAUCAUUUGUAUUUAUGAAGUGUUUGAAAGUAAAGAUAAGAUCAUUAUUGUAAUGGAGUAUGCUAGCCGUGGAGAGCUCUAUGACUAUGUAAGCAGUCAAAUCCGAAUUCCAGAGGCAGAAGCCCGCAAAUUCUUCCGGCAGAUUACAUCGGCUUUGCACUACUGUCAUAAGAACAACAUUGUUCACAGGGAUCUGAAACUGGAGAAUAUUCUGCUUGAUGAAGACUACAGUGUUAAGUUGGCAGAUUUUGGACUUUCAACUCAUUUCAAAAAGAGUCAAAUGUUACAGACGUACUGUGGGAGCCCCUUAUAUGCCUCACCUGAGAUUGUCAAUGGACUUCCCUACCACGGACCUGAGGUAGACUGCUGGGCCCUUGGUGUUCUGCUGUAUUCACUGGUUUAUGGAAACAUGCCCUUUGACAGCAGGAACUACAAACACUUAACUGAACAGAUCAGCGCUGGCAAGUACAGAAAGCCACAACAACCUUCAGAUGCUUAUGGACUGAUCAACUGGAUGUUGACUGUGAAUGUGGAGCAGCGAGCCACAAUAGAAGAUAUUUCACAGCACUGGUGGGUAAACUGGGGCUUUGACAAGUCAAUUUGCGACUGUGUUUCUAGUCAAAACUGUCCCUCACCUCUGCUUGCAAGAUACAUUGACUGGCAGAAUACGACAACGGCUAAAGAUGUUCCAGAUGAUAAACAUUAUAUUGAGUUCUCAUUGCACUCGAGAAGCAGUGGAGAAGCAACAUCAUGCUUGAAGAAGUCAAAAAAGGAGAAUGACAUAACACAGCCCCAGCAGGAGACCUUUACCCGAAGUUUAAAUAUUAAACCUAAAGGGAUCCUAAAGACCAAGAGCAGUUUUGAUGCCUCCUUUGUGACGUCUUCGCUUCAGCCUUGUCUUUCUCAGCUUUGUGCCAAAGAGCAGCUUUCUCAUGAUCCAGUGCACAUGUCUAACUCCAGAGCUCUGUCCUCUGAGCCUUCUGCAAAAAUGCCAAAGAAAGGGAUUCUCAAAAAACUUUACCAGCGAGAAUCGGGGUAUUCUUCUUCACCUGAACGGGGAGACUCCCUGGACAAUUCAGAAAAAUGUGAAUCAAAACAAGAUGAAGAGAGAUGUCACACUGCAAAUGAUGUUGUACUUCGGAGGAAAGGGAUUCUGAAACGUAACGGCAAGUUUUCAUGUAGCCUUGACCUCCCAGAUGACCGUUCCACGCUGAAGCUCUCUGAAUCUCUUAAGCAACUGAUUCUGUCUGGUGGGUACAGUGGGAACCAGCAACAGACAAGGGCACAGAGCAGGCCACCCAGUGUGAUUAGUGAUGACAGUUUGCUUUCAGGAGAUUCUUUUGAUAUUUUGGAUUUAGCAACUGCAGAAACAAAGAGGCUGCUUUUUACAGAAAGGAGAAAACACACUGUUUAUAGUUCAGAGGAGGAUCCAGAGGAUGGUGAAAUGAAAGGAGAGAAAAAUAAAGACUUUAUAAUGAAAGAAACUGACAGGCAAAACAUAAGAGCAGGAGGAGGUAAACAUUAUGCGCAGAAUUAUAGCAGUGCCUCCUGACCCAGCAGCAGAUGCUUUAACUGAAGAAACAUUGCAGGACUGAAUUAUAUACUUUUCCACGCAAUUUUUUAAAGGGCUUUAAGGUAAUACACAAAAAAUGAAUUGUCUUAUUUGACCAAGGACAGAAAAUUAAAUUCUGAAAGUGUGGUGUAGGUGGGGCGGCACGGUGGCGCCGUGGGUAGUGCUGCUGCCUCGCAGUUAGGAGACCCGGGUUCGUUUGCC